Molecule: messenger RNA, 2127 nt
Organism: Trypanosoma cruzi
Lineage: Eukaryota; Euglenozoa; Kinetoplastea; Trypanosomatida; Trypanosomatidae
Exons: 1
Coding region: 1-2127 (708 amino acids)
Molecular function (GO): protein binding
Source: RefSeq, a predicted model, not a curated record
AUGAACAACUCGCCACAGGCUCAAGAAGGGAGCUGGUUUUUUAUAUUGGAUGCCCCUGUCGCUGUCCGUUGCCUGCAACCCGUUUUUAGGCCCGGUAGAGAUGAUGUGUCUUCGAUGCCCGUCGUUUUGCUCUCUGACCAAAAAACGGGGAGACUGCGAGCGUUUGACUCAAAACUACAGUUUCCCUGUAGUGAACCGAUGCCAACUCCUGCGGAGAUUACCUCGCCACCCUUUUCAUCGGCCGCUUUUGAACAGGAACCUGCUAUCAAUAGGGUUCUCUCCCUCUGUGUAGUCGAAGCGAACGCAGUUUGGGCGGGAUGGUCAUCGGGACACAUUGCAGUCUAUCGCAUGCACCUUGAGGAUGCUUCAAAGGCCUCAACUAACGCAUUCACACCGACCACAAGAGAAAUGAGGACUUGUGAUAGACAGUGGGAGGUGGUGAGCCUUCUUCACGAGCACCGUGCGGCCGUCCACCUUCUUGCUACAGGACCGUCUCCAUGGGUUUUCAGCGCGAGUCACGAUAUGCGACUGAUUCAGUGGCAUGCGAAGACACUGGAACCUAUUCGAGACCUGACGAGGGUUUGUCGUGUCCAAGAACAGUACAGACCUUCGCCCAUCAAAAUGAUCUGCAUGGCAAUGGGCUGUUCCUGCACGACAAGCCUCUCGCGGCCACAGGGUCACUUUGUGCUGUUCUUUUCCACUGACCAGAAGACCUUGUAUGGUGUCUCGCUAGGCGGUCCGCAGAGAGCGAAUAAGAUAAUCUCCGACCGCGAUCUUUCGAUCCAACGCAUUACUUCAUCUCGUCCUGCAGUGACGAGUGCCGCUGUACUCGUUGGAGAUGGCGAGGAUGAUGCGGCAGCGGUGAUAUGUUUGGGCGACGAUGAGGGAAACAUUUCCUUCACUCCUCUGACAGUGGUUUACAACACGCGUUCCGAGAAAAUGUCACGUUCCGCGUCAUCAGCACCAUUGCCAUCAUUGACCUCAAACUCCUCAAUCCUCUCCGAUGCGGAGUAUAUGCGAGCGGUGUGUGAUGCCACACUCACGGCAGGCACGCUGCACAUAAACAGAGGUCGGGUCACUGCAUUGUCCGUACUAUCAGCGCAGGCUGAUAGAGCGACAGGAAAUAUCCGCUACUGCCUUACCGCCGCCUCGUCCAAGAACACUAUUACGCUUUUCGCGGUCGAUGUCUCUCCUGUAUUUUUGGGGGGUCACGUGACUAAAUGUACACUCCUCAGCGCUAUUCCGACAGAGAGCCCUGUCACAAGUGUGGUGCCACUAUUUCCUCCAGUGCGUCAGAGCGCUGUUGCCGUCGCCUUCUCUGUCUUCUCCGACGGAUCGGUGGCGGCCCUAUUUCAAUUCCAAAACACAGUAACGAAGCAUGGGACCGACAAUCACACGGUAGCAACAGCGGCGUUUGAUCAGAAAUUUAUUCGCUCCGCAUCAACGAAGGCGCAGCCGCAACCGCAAAGUGAGUCUCUGGGAGGGGCUCUGCAGGAACAACUGCGUGUCGUUUUAGACGUCGUCUCGGAAACGGGUGUUGUGGUUGAAGAAGCAAAUCGAACUCUGGAGGAACAACGACACGAGUUGCGACACAUCCGGGCCGCGAAAGACACUCUUUCAGAUCAGGUCACGAAGCUUUUAGAGGCGCUGAACCAAAAGAGCGCGGAGGUGGUGACGCUCAAGCAGCAACUUCUCCACAUGCAAGAGAGAGGGAUGACCGCGGUGGCAAGUGCUAGUGAUCUCCUGCAGGAUUCGGGGUGCUGUCAUCAAAAUCGUGAGGACCAACGAGAAGCCCAUUGGAGGCAAAAGGAAGAAAAAGAAAAAGAGGGAAAACACGAUCAGCAGUUGGGGAUAGAGACGGAGCGUGACCUCAUUCAAAGCGUAUUGCAUGAUACUGAGGCUCGUUUUGAAUCCAAGCUGGACACGUUGCGGCGUGAGAACCGUUUUCUUAGUGAAAGCCUUGAGCAGCUCAAGCAAGAGCUGCAUAAGACACGGGAAAAAGAGGAUGCCCACAGUGUCCACAACACAAGUGAUGUGCUGCGAGACAAUAAGGCGGUUCAUGUAGGAGAAAAUGAGUCGUCGUUGCGUCGAUUGUUGGAGCAGGCAUUGGGUGCGCUAGAUGCCUGA